AUGUCCUCAGGAGAGCAAGCCAAGGGAAGCUGGGUGAGCAUCGUUGUUGGCUGCUGUGGAAGACGUCGGACAAAGAAGGAUACGGAGAAUCAGCCACUUGCACAGCCUGCGGCAGGGAACACGAUCACUACAAGCCCGGUGGCAAACACCUCGAACGUCGAGAAUGCCGAUGCACACGAGGAGGUCACGGCGGACGGUGACAAAUGGCAUGUGCCAGGCGUGGGAAGAUUUGCUAACCGAGCUGUGUACACAUUUGAAGGACAUUCGCUGCCUGAAGGUCUUGAGAAGAGCAACUACACUGUUUUCUGCGGGAAUUCGAACGACAUUCCCUUCCACAGGCGAUUUGACUCAGCGAACGUUCGGUGCUCCAGAGGAUUUCUGCGCUUGGUAGUUCCAGGAGGCCAGAGACCCUCGAAGCAGAAUGGUAACGCAGUCAGCAGCGCAGAGGUAACGACCGUGGAGAAGAACAUUCUGCACGGGAGCUUUCGAACCACCGCUAUCUUCAGCGCGGAACCCGGCACCUGUCAUGGGAUCUUCUUCUACAAGAGCGACACUCAGGAAUGUGAUAUCGAAUAUUUGACUGAUCCGACAUCCUUAUCAAACAACGGGCCCGACGCUCCAAUACCCCUUUGGUACACGAACCAAGCCGUGGAUCCCACAAAGCUGGACAAAUCAUCCGAAAGCGGACCGGCUCCGUCUGAUUGCACAAUCCACGCCCAUGAGUAUCGAAUCGACUGGACUGUGGACUUCACAGCUUUUUACAUAGACGGCGUUUUCCAGACAAACUUUACCAACAACAUUCCAAACGUGCCAGGCAGCUUCGUCUGGAAUAAUUGGGCAAAUGGUGACAAAGGUUGGGCAGUGGGGCCGCCGAAUCGCGAGAAUGUUCUCAAGAUCCAGAAAAUAGUCAUGUACUACGACACUGCGAGCAACGAGUCAGGUGAUUCUGGUUAG
Messenger RNA from Fonsecaea multimorphosa CBS 102226, 954 nucleotides. RefSeq lists its product as uncharacterized. The record is from RefSeq and is a predicted model, not a curated record. NCBI's taxonomy places the organism in Eukaryota, Fungi, Ascomycota, Eurotiomycetes, Chaetothyriales, Herpotrichiellaceae. Bases 1 to 954 code for a protein of 317 amino acids. The transcript is spliced from 4 exons. Gene Ontology annotation, molecular function: hydrolase activity, hydrolyzing O-glycosyl compounds. Gene Ontology annotation, biological process: carbohydrate metabolic process.